AUGGCUUCUGGCGAUGAAAUUCCCGCAAAAGAUCAAAAGGAACAAAGCAAGGAGGAGGUAAGGUGGUAGUAGAACUCCUGAGAACUACUUUCGUCAAUUUUUUAUCACUUUCGCUGGAUUGUUUGUUAAAAAAUCUGCCAAUGAGUUCGACAUGGGUAUGACUCCGCGUCGUGUGCACGGAACGAUGUAAAACGAAUAUUUCACAUAAUUUUAUCCAAGAAAAAACGUUUAUGGUAAGAAUAACCCCCAAGACGUAUUGCUCUUAACCUGCCAAGAGUUUUUAAAGGUAUCCAUGAGGAAAUAACGUGAUAUUCACUAUUAGUAGUAAGUCAUUUUAAGACUUUGCCUGGUAUUUUAAGUUUACUUAAGCUUAUAUUCAGCCAUAAAUUUCACUUUUCUCCUGUCUAAAAUAAAAUAAAAUCGUGGUUAUAUCAGAAAGUAAAACUUACUGUCGCUUUGUAUAUAUUGCUGGUUUUCACGUGACGUCACGAUGGCCAUGUUGGUGGUCAUGAACAGAAGCAUUUUCUCUCCUCUGGUUUCAUGUAUAAAUUCUUCAAGAAAAAAUUCUAUUAUAUUGAACCCCAACGCGGCAGCCUUCUCACAUGGUUGCAAACUAAGAAUACGUGCACAUUCUGUAAAGUCAUGUUUUGAGACUGUAAAUUCUUUCCUGGUAUGCCUAAUCAAUCAAUAUCAGUCAUUGGAAGGCAAUCAAUUUAGUCGACAAUAAUUCAUCGAUUGGCAUAGUUGCUCAGUGAUAUUGAUACUCUCAAUUUAAGUUUUCUAAAUUGCUGUCAAUUUAUAUUGAUUAUUGUCAACUUUAAUUGGUAGGAUUAAGAAAAGUUAUUAAUAGCACUUUUUAAAAUGGGAUACUUAAUGAUACUUGAGGCCCCUGUUGGGGUAAAAUUCUGACAAGCGACAUGGCCUUGAAACAGUGACAUAGGACAGCAGAAAUGGUGAAAUGACUGAAUAUGGUUUGGUGGUGAGCAACAGACAAAAGGGUUACAAUUGAAAAAAACAGUAGCAACAUGGCUUCCUCCUUGUAAAAACAGGUUUUGAAUUAACUAUAGAGUGCUAAAGAGAGCCUCAGUUUGCAAAUAAAUAUAACAUUGAAAAUCCAAAGGGGUCAGAAACUUGAACUCAGUGUCAAAUGGAUUUUUUAAUUCAUAUAACAUUAAAAUCCUGGUAACUUGAACUCAGUGUCAAAUGGAUUUUCACUGACAAUGGACCAUCUGUAGCCUUCAAAUAGUUAAUACAGCCAUCUCCCCUUGCUCUUUGCUGCUAGGGACAUGUCACAGGAGAGACGUCUGUGCCUAAUGACAGAAAUUCUAUACCGAUGAUGAAUCUGGUCGGCAGCUCUGAUUGUUUGAUGUAGUACAUUCGACUCAUGAUAACUCGAACCUUGUAGGGAAAUUGAAGGAAGUUCGAGUUAUCGGUAGUUUAAAGCAAAUAUCCAGAAAUAAGCAAAUAAGCAAAUGGAAGGGGAGGGAAUGCCAUUAACAAACAAAGUAUACAGGAAUGGAAACUGAAUUUAGACUGGAGUGACAAAAAAGUAAAGACAAAGAAUUGACACGGUUGUUUUGAAAUAAAUCCACUGUCUCUGACUUCCCUACGCGGUUUUCUUUCCGACUUGUCAUGUGCUUAAAACAUGGUUCGAGUUACUGAGGGUAAAAUUAUGUAGAAAUGAUCUGAAGGGAAACAAAAGUUACUUCAAGUUAGUGGGAGGUUCAAGUUAUUGAGGGUUCGAGUUACCAAGGGUAGAAUUACAGUAAAUGUAUGAAGGAAAUCCAGGGGAAGGCAACUUUGGUUAAGUUAGUUUGAGGUUCGAGUUAGUGAGGGUUCGAGUUAUCAGGAGUCGACUGAAAUUGCAUUCUUUAAGUUGUUGUUUAUAAAUGACAGACUAAAGACAAAGGCCACAGAGGUCAAAUGUAAAACCCAAUAAAUCUACCAAAAAGCAGUCAUUAUUCUUGGAAUAUAUUCUUCUUUAAAAGAAACAUACGAGUUUUGCUGCAACUCGUUCUCAGACGAACACAAGAAUUUACGAUAGUAAUAAUAAUAAUAACAAUUAUUAUUAUUAUUAUAACACCUCCUUUCCAUGCAAAUAAGAUCAAAAGCACAUAAAUAGAUGAGCAGAAUACUUAAACUCAAACCAAUUUGCUUUUGGAACUCCUUGGCUACAAGAAUAAUUAAACCGUGAUGUACAUCAUCAUUAUAGAAUUUCUGUUGUUCAGGUGUAGAUGUCUCUCCCACGAAACAUCCCUAGUGACAGGGGUUGAGGAGAGAUGGCUGUAUUCCCAGCCCAGACCUUCUCAAAGGUUGGGAAGAAAAACGAAGAAGGUCCAUUGUUUAUUCUUCAGUUGUUGUUACAUGGACGUGAUUGUGCUUGUCUUGGGUUUUUAGCAGGAAAAGCCCAAAGAUGGUCAAUCAACAGGAGGUGCUUUAACUACCACACCGUCUUCAAAAAAACAUCCUCUACAAAAUAAAUGGGCUCUAUGGUUCUUCAAAAAUGACAAGACAAAAUCAUGGAAAGAUAAUCUCCGCCUGGUAACUUCUUUUGAUACUGUAUCCUUUUGUCCACCUUUUGGACUCGUGUGAUAGAGUGUUUUUUGUUUGUCUGUUUGUAUACAUGGUGCAUAUGAUACAUUUAUAGUCCAUUACCAGCAAAAACAGCGACCUGUCUCUGGCAGUCCUUGCUAAAGUUUGUAAGCAGUACAUUUUAUUUUAUACAAUAAAUUGAUAUUUUGUAAUAAUAUUAAUCAACAGAUACAUGUAGAAUCUUCUCUUGUGAUACCAUACAUGUGUGCAUUGUACAAUCUUUGUAAAUAAUAUAAAGAUACCAUAAGGCACACCACAUGUAUAACCUUAGAAACAAACAAGCUUGGAAGGAAAGACAUUAAGGAAACAACACACAAAUAGCAAGAGAGGAAGUUCAAUAUAAUGGUCAUUGUAUGAUCAAGCAUGACCAAGAUGUUGGAAAUAAUGCUACAUGUUUGCAUCACUCUACUUGCUGUAAGUGAUCAGCAAAAUCUUCCUGUAAAUGUUAUUCAUAACCUGCAAUUCUCUUUUAAAAUAAUCUAAUGUGUGAAAAAGAUUUUUUUCUCACCGCAGGCUAAAACUAAGAACUUAACAGUGUAAGAUAACUGAUGAGGAUUGCAUCAAACAUUGAGAAUAUUAUGACCACAGUUUUGUUAUAUCGCAUUUUUGAGAAUACAUGUCAUCCUUGACUUUUACUUCAAACAUUCAAGGUUGAAGAUUUUUGGGGGUAGGUACAACUACAUGGUUUUUGUUUAAUUCUGCAUCAUAUUAGAGUAUUUUCAAGCUGCACAGUUUGCAGUCAUUUAUAUUUACAGGCCUUUCUGGAUGUUCCUAGUGGAUUUUGAGAUUUGGUGUAAGGCCUGCUAAACUUAAUGUACACAUUCUUGUACUCAUUCACUCUAAUAAAAAAAAAUAAAAAUUCACAAAAACUGAAUUUCUUUGUGGCAAAUGUUGAGAAACAAACAGUACUAUCAGGGUUGUCACCAAGAUUUCAAGUUGCCGGAUAAAUACAACAAGUAGGCGGGGAAUCAAAUGGCCAGGGAUUUCUUUUGGUUCUAUUUUUCUUCUAUUUUCCGAUAAAAGUAGGCGGGGGCUACUCUCUUAGUAGCCGGGAAAAAUCCCCGGCCCCCGGCUCUUAAUGACAACCCUGACUAUGGAGAUGUUCUCACAAAGAGGUUUCAUGUAAUUUGUAUAAGCACCCUUAUUUUUGUGUUGUCUACAGAUAUAUGUAAGGGCCUGUUUACAUGGAGGUGGGGGAUCCUGACCCACCUGUCAAUAUAAUCUCUCAUUUGGUUAACCUACCUAUCAUGUACAUACAUGAAUAAAAUGAGAGACUAUAUGGACAGGCAGGUUACCUCACCCACCUGGGAUGUCCCAGCUCCAUGUAAACAGGCCCUAAGAGAGACAAGAAAAAAAAAAGCACUUCAUUUGAGUGUCAAUGUAUUUAGCACGAAAGUGCUAAUUGGGGACACUAUUUUUACGUCUCCUACUGGAGGCGGGACCGCCAUUUCACGUGGUCAUCCGAGCCACACGAAGGUCUCGCCGCUUGCAGUGCAAAGGAAGUACCUUCAUUUCUCAGUUAUUUUAAGACCCUGAGUAUUGGUCCAGCCCCGGGAAUCGAACCCGCGACCUCCCGCUCUGCAGUCAAGCGCUCUACUGACUGAGCUAAUCCUGCCGCGGUUGCUUCCUUCCUGCCAGUUGGUUCCUGCCGACUAAGCUAAUCCUGCCUGCCGAUUGAAAAAUCUUGCCGUAACAUGGUCCAUGGCGAGUGAAAGGGUUAUGAGUUGUUUAUUGUUCUGGUGGAAGUCAAGUCUCCAGUUAAUAUUGAAAAAGUUUAUCGGAAAAAAAGGUUACGUAUUACUAACCCUAUGUAUGUUGUACUAUUUUUAAUUACUACUAUAGGACAUAUAACCAUAUUCAAGCUGCAAGCAAGUUGCAAUCUGGAUGUGAUUAUUCAUUGUUCAAGGUACGGGAGAGGAAAUUCAUUUUGCUGAUGGCUAGCUAAUUCUUUAACUUAGUGCAAUGUAAGCCUGCUCAAUUUAUGGAUUUUUUUUUAUUGUGAAAAUUCGCUUGUUACAAUAAAUUUAUGAUCUGGUUUCCGCUCAUUAAUUUUUCUAAAUUAUUAAAAGUAAUACAGUUGAGCCUCCAUUUAGCGUCCACCCUUGAAAAACCGGCAAAUGGCGGUUUAAUGGAAGUUGCCAAUAGAGGUUCAUCAUAAAUAAUAUUAUUGAGCACUUUAGCAGAAACAUCACUUUAUUUUGAAACAAAUAAAUGAGAGGAGAAGCAUAACAUUACUGGUCCACAAUCACUCAUCACCUUCUAUCUUAGAUGGUAUAUUCGUUCUUGAUAUUGAUCUUGAAAGGAAGCCAAACUAUUAAAAGUUGAUGGCUACUUCAUAGAGGUGACAACAAUGGGAGAAAUCUUGUUGGGCAACCAAAAGGUGAUCACUGUCCCAUUAGUAGAGGUUGCUGUUUGAUAAAGGUUUAGUUUCCCAUUCUUUUCUUCAAUUGGUUUUCACAUGAUGUCACCAAAAUUCAAAUUUAGAAACUAUCACUUGUUCUGAGUUUCUACUACCAUGUGAUACUAGAGCACCUUAAAACCUUUAUACAAACAAAUUUUCGGUUCAAAAGGGUUCUUUGUUUUGCGAUACAGGACGCUUGAAUUUCCAGGCUUUUGCGUGACGAGGCAUUUAGCUGGCAGCCGGGAAAGCUCUUACUGUAUGUGGGUUAAAAACAUUAUGGAUUUUUGGAGAUUUUGCUAUCUAAACAUUCCUUGUCUUAGAAUAAAUAUUACUUUAAUCUUUAUGAGUUCCUCAAGCGAAGAAUUCACGCAUAAUUAGGAAAUCUCAAAAACAGAUGUUUCUGUUGGUUUCCGGCGGCCAUAUUUGUGCCCCUGAAAGGGACACAAACAUGGCGUCUCCAUACAAAGCUUUAUAAAUUUGGGUAAAAUGUUUUUCCAAAUAUCUCGCAUAUGAACUAUUGCAUAGACCUGAUUCUUGGCAAGGCUUUUUGUAUAUUUAUCUUCUUUCAUUUCCCAGAUUCUAGACUUUCUGUAUUAAAAGGUUUCCAUUUUUAUUUUUGCUUUCUCACGUGAGUGAAAACGAGGAAUAGGCCAUUUGCACUAAGAGGUCAUGUGACAUUGUUUUUAUGACAUUAUGAAAGUUAUGAGUUUUUGCCUUCGAAAAACGAUAAGUGGGUCAUAUCUUAAACAAAAUAAUACUGAUUUGGUUUUUCGAACCUGCACCAUUUUCUUAAAAUAAGUAAGUUUGUAGCUGGUCACGUGACCAAAAUGUGAUUUUUAAAAUUAUGAAUUACCUCUUUCUGAAUACAAAUUUUGCACUUAAACUUCAGGGAAAAUGUUGAAAAGAUGAUGUGGUAACGUUUAAAGCACAUCUGAGCGUAACUCUCAAACGUUUAACAAGAUAUAAGCAUAAUUAGUUUUGGCCUGCCAUGUUGGAGGGCAAGAGUAUGCCCACCAACCUGCUGGCCAAAUUAUACAAAUCAUACUACUUUGUUGAAGAAAGUGCCAUAAAAUAACUCCCUUAAAUGCCUUUCCUCUCAAAUUUCGGGUGUAAGAUAAUUGUUAUGUGCUCUAUCAAUUUUUGGCAUCAGCAAGAGUCCAACUCAUUGUUUAAAGGAAGCAUUGGUUACGUAACCUCUUAGUGCAAGUGGCCUAUUAUUUUAGAACUUUGAUUAGUGGCCUUGUAACAGAGGUGGCCACUUAAUGGAGGUUCAACUGUCAUGUCAAUGUGUCUUAUUUACUUGAAAUUUUUACCAAUCAUUGUUUGUUUCUCAUGAUUUACUGUAUUUGUUCAACAGGAAGGCAUCGAGCCAAUGUGGGAAGAUGAAAGAAACAGACAAGGGGGACGCUGGCUACUAAAUACACAGAAAAAUUCCAGACAAGACCUUGACAGAUUAUGGGUUGAAACGGUAAUAAGAGGGUGCUGGAGCCGUUGUUAUUAACAAAAAUUAAUCAGCUCCUUUGCAAUUUUCUCUUCUUGUCUUUUGUUCAAAAACACAAUAAUUAUUACCCGGUAGAUAAACACUUCAGUAGCCUGUAAAUACAGCUGUCUCUCCUUGCUCCUCGUCACUAGAGAUGUUUUCUAGGAGAGAUCUCUGUGAUUUGGCGCCAUAAAUUCAAUACUGAGAAUAUGAAUCAACGUUUACAUUGUAUUAAUCUGGUUGUGAUGGGGUAUAUAAAGUUUUGAGUUCUACUGGGAGCAAGCAUCAGCAAAACCCAAAUGCUUCUUUUAAAGAAGGUUAUAUUCUAUGAGUAGAAACUGUUUUUGAGCAGAUUCAUCAUGUUUAUUACAUUUGAUCUUUGUGAUUUUUUUGUUUUUUUGUCUGUCAUUCGUAAACAGUUGCUAAAAAAAUUGAAUUGCUACAAGUUGACCAAUCAGCACUGGUUGACCAGAUUCUGAACAAACAAUGUCAUCAACGUAGAAUUCUGGGGGUGGAAUCGCAGAUGUCUCUCCUGCAAAACGUCAAUAGUGGCAAGGAGCAAGGAGAGACAUAAGAACAAAAGGCUGUAUUUGUAUUUUUCAGUAUAGCUUCCAAAAUACGCUGAAAUGUGUUUUUUUCCAGGUCCCAAAAUUUAAAAUUUAUCUGUGAGUGAAGGCUUUUCAAACUGGUCUAAUGCUGCCAACUUAAACUGAUCAUUUUAGUGGCUGUCAUAAUUUUUUAAUUUGCUGAAAAUCACAGUCCAGGAAAAGUGGGGCACAUGCUAGGAUUUGCAGGUACAAUUAUUUAAUGAAAAAAUAUUGAAGUUUGUAACUAAUUUGUUGUAUAGUUGAUGCUUCUUAUUGGUGAGCAAUUUGGAGAGUACUCUGAUAGUGUAUGUGGAGCUGUAGUUCAAAUCCGUACAAAGGGAGACAAACUGGCAAUAUGGACAAGUAACGCAUCAGAUCAAGAUACCAACCUCAGUAUAGGGUAUGAAACAGUUUUGUAUUUUAGUUUUUGAGUUUUAAUAGCAAAGGUGCACACAUACAUGUGUCUUCAUUGUAUUAGUUCUUAAUUUAGGGCUUUUUUCUAUGCAGGCGUAAAUUUAAAGAACGUCUUGGCCUUCCACGCAAGCUUGUUAUAGGUUAUCAGGUGAGAGAGAGAUUUCUUUAGUAUUACAGUAAAACUGUCCGAAAUUACAUGCAGCUAAUCAAACAGGCAAGGUCAUUGUGAAAAGGUUGUUAAUUUAUUAGGGAGCAUAAGCAACAACAAAGGUGGGAUGACUAGAAUGGUCUAGAUGUACAAAAGAACAACUUAGCACUUGCAUCAGGCUUUUUGGUACACUUAUUCCCACAAUACAUGAAACUUCCCAAUUUUUCAUUGUGUGGAGGACAUCAAAACAAAACAAUGAUUUUACUUUUAUUUUUCUGAUCUUAGAUACAGUCUUUAAAAUUGAACCCCUUAAACAUUUGCAAACAUUUGACCAAUUGAACGAAAUGGAAUAAGAGUGAUGAAGUUUGAAACAGCACAAACUCUCUUUUUAAGUGAAUUUAAUCAGUCUUUGCCAUCAUUGGUGUUUAGCUACCUAUUACUGCAUUAGUAAAAUCCAACUAAUGGUCUAUCAUCAAUGCUGCAUUCUGAUUGGUUGAGCUACUACUAGGCUCUAUGUUGUAGCCCACUAGAAGCGAAAAGCGCCAGAUUUUUGGCGGCAGAAAAAGGAUUAAAGUCUUGCUUUAAGUUGUUUUUUCUCAAUAUUAAUUUUUUGACCAACUAGUUGGAUUUUACUAAAACAAUUAUUUCUCUCGCCCUCAUGGCCUCUGAGUCAAUAGCCCAUUCAGGCUUGAGGAGUAAUUGUUAAAUAUCCAUCAUUCUUUCAAUAAUGAUAAUUAUGACUCUAUAUAAUUUUUUCUUCCUGUCAGGCACAUGAGGACACCAUGAGCAAAACAGGUUCUACUACUAAAUCAGUGUUCUCAUUAUGAUCUUAACAUAUUUUCUUAUAGACAAUAUCAGAGUCAACUGGUAUUUUAAGAAAACCUUAGGAUUUAUUCUAUUUAAUGAAGUUGAGUGGCUUGAAAACCACUGUCUGGCUUGUCAAAGGUCAGUUGCUCAUCCUGACUGUGGUGUGAAAAGAAAACACUGCGUGCUUAUACAGUUCAUUGUAUUUUCAAACAAUAUUUUGACAUUGUUAUUUGCGCAACAACAACUCUUCUUUGUAAAAUUAUAUUUAGUCUAGUACAGUGUGACUUGACACUACAAGUAGUAACAAUUCAUUAUAAAUUUUAAUGUGCAGUCCUUGUAGUGUACUUGUACACCUUUGUAGGUUGUUCCAAUCAAAAAAUCACUAAGUGAAAUUCACUUGUAAUGAUCUUGAUUUCAAAUAAAAAAACAGAUAGCGGUGACUUUCAAAUGAUUUUUUAUGAGACAUUUUAGAAUAAGUAAUGUAGCUGUUUUGUUUUCAUACUGUGGUCAGGUUGGUCACUGUUAAAUGACAGACAGGCUGUAUUAGCUGGUGAGAAGAGAACUCUCAUCUUGAGAGACUAAAAUUAUGGUGUAUUGACACUUGACAGAAAGUAAAAAGUCUAGGUUUUGUGUCAAAGACAAUGGAGCUUUAAACAUACAAUAAUAAUUACUGGACUGGGUUAUGUUUCCAUAACAUAAAUACAUGUUGUUUUGAGUUAGCCAUUUCCCAGCCCUCUAAUUAUAUUCAAGCCCAUGUGUAUAAUUAAUUAUAAUUAUUUUGGGUAAAUUCUAAAUUUUGGUAACUACAGUGUAAUUACAAUAUAUUAUAAAAUCCAACUAGUGGUCUAUUUUCAAUGCUGUGUUCUGAUUGGUUGAGCUACUACUAGGCUAUAUGUUUUAGCCCACUAGUAGCGAAAAGCACCAGCUUUGAAAACCAAAACAAUGGCGGCUGAAUCGCGUUUUGCUAGCUAAAGUUGUUUUGUCUCGAUAUUUUUUACCACCUAGUAGGAUUUUACUAAAACGAUAUUAUUCCUCUCGCCCUCAUGGCCUCUGAGUUAAUAGCCCAUUCGGCCUUCAGCCUCAUGGGCUAUUGACUCAGAGCACAUUCGGGCUUGAGGAAUAAUUUGUUAAACCAUUUUAGUCAGCAUACAGGCACCUCAGUUAAAAUGAUUUGGUUUAAACUAAUUUUGCCUUAAAUGCAUGCUGCCAUGAGUUAUCAUUGGUUUGCUGAGAAGGUAGAUCGCUUAACAACUGGAUUAAAAAGUAUGUGCUGUCAUUCUUUACAUAAAUGUACAAACUGAGUUGUGUUUGUAGAAGCCAGGUUAUGAAUCCAUGAAGCUUGAGAGCAAUAUUAUUGCUUGCUUAAAAAAAUCCACUUAUGCAAACUCCUUCGUUGAUGUGGUAUAGAAUGGUAUAUUUGCAAAUAUAUUUGCAAUUUAUCAGGCCCAAGUUGUUCAAAAAGGUCGAUAAAAAUCAAUCAAUCAAUCGAUCGAUCAAUAAUCUAUAUGCUCGAAUUGAAGACAGCAAUAUAGCAAUAUAGUAUAAGGUACGCGAAAAGUUGUGUUCGCGCUUUCUCAAUUCAGCAGACCCGACUAUCUCGAACAGGCUAACAGCAACAAAAUGUGAAUAUCUUCGAGGAUAAAUUAUUUUAAAGCUCAAACCACUGGAUGGCGCAACUGGUUUCCCUAAGACGGAAUCACUGGAUAGUUCAAGAUUUUAUUCGGCGGAUAGCGUUAUCCACUUUUUGAACAACUCGGGCCAGAGAGCUAUAUGGCUUGUAGACCAUUCUCACAUAUUGGGACUGUGUACAAGGGCACGAGCUACUAGAGUCAUCAGGUGACAGAAUACAGUGGUGUGUAUGGAUUUGAGUGCUCAAGCCUUGGCUUUGUUUCAUCGUGUGUCGACUGCAGUAGAGUUCGUAACUUUUUAUGUAACGUCAACUUACUGUGUUACUUUUACCCCAGCGAGUUAAACCCAAAGGGCCUGUGAUUGUGUAACAGGUUUUAGACAAUGUGUAGUAUUUUCAUGGGCACCCAACGAUGGUUUCCUUCUAAAGACGUUGAAAACACUUUUAAGGCUGUCCAGAGUACUUUGAGAUAUCUAGAAAUGCAUUCUAAGCGGCGCUGUAAAAUUUGUAUCUGUUCGGUCUUCCUAGGGGAACUUCAAUCUUUUCGGAAUUACGAGGGACUGAGUAUUCACAUCUUUGAAUGCGAAAAUUUUAGGUUUCGAUUUUUCUACGAAAAAUAGCCUAACCAGGGGGGUGAAAUGUGAAAAAUUGAACUUCAGAAAGCGGUAGGGGAUUUAUUAGAUAAGCUUACAAAAUUGCACAUGAAUGGAACGGUCAUUAAGCCGUCCUCAAGUAAUAGAAAACUCUAGACAAUAUUUGCCUAUUUGAAAAACAGUCGUUGGGUGCCCCUGUAUUGUGGCUAGAGCGUUGAGGAAUUUUCCACCGCGCUCAAUAAGAAAUGGAGCCCGAAGAAAGGUUCUUCUUUCGUACUAUGUUUAUAGGCCGAUUUUCCAUUAUACGAAAAUGAAAUCAAGUGAAAUGACUUUGUAACGAGGAAAACCCAUAAGUACGAUGAGUCGUGGCCGCGCGGUUUGUACAUUGUAGUUUACUUAAGUCUUUGUACUGUGUAUGAAUAUAGUGUAUGGUACUGUGUUACCUCUUCUGACAAAGUUAUAUUUGCAAGUAAUUUAAUUUAAACUUUAUUGAGAAGCAAGUCAUUUGAAGAGGUCAAGUUAAUGUUAUUUUGAACAAUUCUCAAUAAUAAUCUGGAUUGAUUUUGUUCUGCGCCACCUUAUUCACUGCAGUAAUUUUCUGCUAAACUUAAGAAUACCCCUAAUUUUGUAGGAGUAGUGCAAACUAGUGCAACGUCGGAAAUCGUUAUGGUUUUUUAGUGCUGGAUCCAGACCUAGCGGGGGGGGGACGGGGGAGCGGUCAUCCAGACCCUAAGAUAAGGGUGGAGCGGUCUCCCCCAAAAAAUUUUUUCAGCCCUUCGGGCCGCAGUUUGGUCCAAAAGUAAGUGGGGCCCUCCCCUGGAUCCACCACUGGUAUAAUUGUCGUCU
Porites lobata is the source of this 11495-nucleotide messenger RNA. The record is from the annotation of a GenBank genome assembly. Lineage: Eukaryota; Metazoa; Cnidaria; Anthozoa; Scleractinia; Poritidae.